CAGUCAAACAGAGAGCUCGCGCUGGCAGAGCAGUAUACAUAAAUUAUUCCUGCAGAAUUGGCAAGUCAGUGGGUGAGAUUCUUUCUUUGAGCUCUUUUCUGGGACCAAGCCGUCACAGCUGGAGUACACCUGUAUUCUCCUAACCGUCAUCCCAGUUCUCCGUUCAAUGCCUAACACUGUGGAAAGUGAAGGUGCCAACGGAUCUGCUAGAACUGAUCAAGAGGCCCCAUCACGGGCCCCGGGCAGAGAGGAUGAGCGUGAGCGCAGCUUCCUGAGCCCGUUGACGAGUGAUGCGCUGCGGGUGCGACGGGCCUCCAGCGCUGAACUGCAGCUUCCUUGGACCUGCCCUGUAACACACUCCCGAGAGAAGUUCUACACCGUCUGCUCGGACUAUGCUCUGCUCAACCGAGCCCGACCCAUCAUCACAUCUGAAGAUGCACCACCAACCAAUCCAGACACUGGGAUAUCAUUAGUCAAGACUAACACUGCAACCCCCUCCCAGUGUCACUCAGGGGGAAUAAGUGUGUCUUUAGAUGGGAACUGUGAUAUGGAGGUUGUGUCAUCCAGCAACAAGCCUGUGCUGGCCUGGGAGAUUGACACCUCUGAUUUUGAUGUGGUUUUAACCCGGAAAACCAGAACAAGUAAUUUAAAGAAAUUCAACUCUAAGAAAAUGAAAUCGUCUGACAGGCUCAGCAGAAACCUGCAAGAUCUCCCACCUCAAGCCUCUCUGGAGGAGAUCAAACAGAGAAAAGUCUUGGACCUCCGUAGAUGGUACUGCAUCAGCCGACCCCAGUAUAAAACAUCAUGUGGAAUCUCUUCACUUGUCUCUUGUUGGAACUUUCUCUACAGUACUCUAGGAGCAGGCAGUCUCCCACCUAUUUCUCAAGAAGAAGCCCUGAAUAUACUUGGUUUUCAGCCUCCGUUUGAAGAUAUCAAGUUUGGACCGUUCACUGGCAAUGCCACUCUGAUGCGAUGGUUCAGACAAAUCAACGAUAAUUUUCGUGUCCGGGGAUGCUCUUAUAUUCUGUACAAACCUCAUGGGAAGCACAAGACAGCAGGAGAGACAGCUGAGGGGGCGUUGCUGAAGCUGACGCAGGGACUCAAAGAUGAAUCCAUGGCCUACAUUUACCACUGUCAGAAUCACUAUUUCUGCCCUGUGGGCUAUGAAGCUACACCACUAAAAGCAGCCAAAGCAUACAGGGGGUCACUGCCGCUUAAUGAGAUGGAACACUGGAUUCUCAUUGGCGAACCAAGCAGGAAACACCCUGCAAUCCACUGUAAAAAAUGGGCAGAUAUUGUGACGGAUCUGAAUACUCAGAACCCAGAAUACUUGGACAUUCGUCAUACAGAGAGAGGCAUUCAGUAUCGCAAAACCAAGAAGGUUGGAGGCAAUCUGCAUUGCAUUAUGGCCUUCCAGAGAGUGAACUGGCAAAAGUUGGGACCAUGGGCACUGAAUCUAGAAAAUCUGAGGCAUGAUCUCCACCAUCAGGCUUCAGAACACAGAGGUCAAUCUGCGACAGAGGACGGUUCUGAGGAGCGAGGGGUGAAACGUCUGGGUAGGUCCCUCAGUACGGGGAACAAGACCGACAAUGCCUGGAAGCGUUUGUCCAACACCGCAGAGUACAGGCAGAGAGGCUCUCCAGACAGUGACCUGGAUGAAGACAUAACUGACUAAGUCUGAAGUCUCCAACCUUCCUCCUGAAGAGCCAAUUGGGUUUCGACAGUUUAAAACAAGAAUAUUCAUCUCUCCAGGUUGUUAGCAACAGUGAAAGGUUAGAUAUGAUAGAUGCGGUUGCAAGCCAAAUGGUGUUGUUUAGUAGAUAUGGCUGGUAACCAUAAGAAUGCUGGUUUGAUGCCCAUAAAGAAGGAACGAUAACCUCUCGUUAGGAAGGUUCUUGUAAUGCUACCUUUCUACAGCAAUGUGAAUCAAAUUGAAGGCCAAGUAUGGUAACCCAUACUCAGAAUUUGUUCUCUGCAUUUAACCCAUCCAAGUUAGUGCACACACAUUACUAGUAGUGAAUAGAUAACACGCACAACCCAUCAGGAGCAGUGGGCAGCCAUUUUUGCUAUGGCGCCCGGGGAGCGGUUGAGGGUUAGGUAUUGAGUAAGUAUCCUGGCGGUAUUGAGAA
Messenger RNA from Rhinichthys klamathensis goyatoka, 2129 nucleotides. RefSeq names its product basic immunoglobulin-like variable motif-containing protein. The coding region runs from base 167 to 1675 and encodes 502 amino acids. Gene Ontology annotation, biological process: nucleotide-excision repair. The transcript has 10 exons. NCBI's taxonomy places the organism in Eukaryota, Metazoa, Chordata, Actinopteri, Cypriniformes, Leuciscidae. Gene Ontology annotation, molecular function: DNA endonuclease activity; single-stranded DNA binding. The record is from RefSeq and is a predicted model, not a curated record. Gene Ontology annotation, cellular component: nucleus.